UUAGCCUUAUAUUAGAACCCAAAAUAGUCUCAAGUGAUGGGUUUCAAAAAUAGUUUGCAGUCUGAGAAACAAAAACCACGUCCACAAAAACAGAGUAUUGCCCCCCAUUGGUUUCGCUCUUUCACAAGACAAAAUCAGAAGCAACGCAAAUCCACAAAUCGAAUCUUGUCUGCUCCUUUUGCUUCAUUCCAAUUCCUGCAAUACCCUCCCUCGUCGUCCUGGACUUGGACGGGGGUUGGUUUCUUCUUUUGCCGGAAUGCCGACAAUGACUUAUGUGGCUCCCUUUCAACUCUUGGAGCUCAACAUCAUCUCUGCCCAAGACCUUGCUCCUGUCUCCCGCAACAUGAAGACCUACGCUGUCGCCUGGGUCCGCCCAGACCGGAAGCUCUCUACCAGGGUUGAUUCCGCCGGACGCAAAAACCCCACUUGGAAUGACAAGUUUGUCUUUCGUGUGGACGACGAAUUUCUUUGCUCCGACACAUCUGCGGUUAUGAUCGAAAUCUACGCUGUCCAUUGGUUCCGUAAUGUUCAUGUGGGGACUGUUCGUGUCAUCGUCGGUAACCUAUUUCCACCUCCAACAAGGCCGACCCACCGUCGCCGCCACCACCCGCAAGUGGGCAUGCGAUUCGAGGCGCUACAGGUGCGCCGCCCCUCGGGACGGCCACAGGGGAUUCUUAACAUUGGUGUUGCUCUCCUUGACAGUUCGAGGCGGAGCAUGCCUUUGUACACCCAAUUGGAUGCCUCGGCAGUCGAUUACCGACAUUUGAUGGGCGAGGAUGAUCCGGUCCAUUCUCAUCAGCAUGGGACUCAAAACAAUGCAAGCCAAACCAGUCACGAUCAAAACAAUGCGCAUCAGAAUAUGCUAUGGUCGUUGAUUUCUAAACCAGAACUCAGGCGCACCAAAAGUGACACAAGUUCCAUGAUGGAUUCCUCGGUUGUCGUCACAAUACAAGCAAAAGCGAUUGCGAACAAGGGGAAGGCGAGUUCGAUGGUUAGCGGAUCAGAACCCGAGUUUGAUAUGAAACAGAGGAAAUCGAAGAAGGGGAAGGCGAGUUCGAUGGUUAGCGGAUCAGAAACCGAGUUGGAUAUGAAACAAAGAAAAACCAAGAAGGGGAAUUCGAAAUCAAGUUCCGUUAUCAGUGUCUCUGAUGGAGGUAAAAAGGCCAAAAUGGGUAAGCCCGAUUCGGUUCUCAAGGCCUUGCAGCCUGCGGCGACCCCGAUUAAGAGACAAAAGAGCGUCAGAAUCGCCGACUCAGAGCCAUACCCGAGCGUGAACGGCUCACAUCCAACGGACCCGGUUCAGAAGUUUUCAAGUGGAAAUCCAAUUCCAAAGCCUCCCGGAUUUGCGGUGAAAAUGUCUCCGAAAAUUAACAGGUUGAAUUCUCGAUCUCCUCAUAAACCAUUUCCUAAAAUCCAAGAUCCGGAACACGAGCUCACGAAGAAAAGAAUCAUGGGUCGGCCGUUUUUGACCGAAUCGGAAUUGGGUCCAUCACCUUCGGAGGUGGCGUCAGCACUGGCGAAAGAUCAGCAAAACCGAAUAGAUAGAGUGGAAAGCUCUCUGCUGAGUGAAUCAGAAUUGGAAAGCAGUGUGGAGGGCCUCCAAUCAAAGUUGGAGCGAUGGAGGGCCGAGCUUCCACCCGUAUACGACACCGGUGAGCUCUCUAGCGUCCCUGCCAGCACUCGUACUAGUCACGGCAAGCAUAACAGGAGGCGCACUGUUGACGGAGGAUUGUUUUCAUGCUUCAGUAACAUUUGUGGAAUUGAAUGCUCCAUCGUGUGCGGGUCGGGUGGGUCCGGUUCCACGAAAAAGAAGAGUGGACGGUUGCGCCGGAGCGCCUCAGUUGAGGAUGUGAGCUUCGUCUGAAAUGAUUCAAUCCCCAUUUUACUUCUUGGGUCGGGUAACUGAAAUUGGUCCAUGGCCCGGUUGUGACAAGUAAGGGAGUUCAAGGAAGUUAACUGACUGAUUUUGUUAGAAUGCGCCGGGUGCAAUUAGAUAAGAGGUUUGUGAAUGGAUUGAGGUUUGGAUUUAGAGGCCAAGUGCGCAUGAUAACAGCUUACGCACAAGGCGUGAAGAGUAGCGAAUCCUAAUCGGUUGAGCCAUUCUACCGUUCUCUUUUUCUCCCUUUUUUUUUUGCUUCUGUCCCACUUUUGUAAAAUUAUUUUUUGCCAAAAAAAAUAGCAAUUCUGCAUAUAUAACAACACCCAUCUGCCAGUAGGCCAAGGGGUUUCUCUCGUAUAAA
Molecule: messenger RNA, 2240 nt
Organism: Tripterygium wilfordii
Lineage: Eukaryota; Viridiplantae; Streptophyta; Magnoliopsida; Celastrales; Celastraceae
Exons: 1
Coding region: 257-1864 (535 amino acids)
Biological process (GO): defense response
Source: RefSeq, a predicted model, not a curated record